Prorocentrum cordatum is the source of this 1037-nucleotide messenger RNA. The record is from the annotation of a GenBank genome assembly. Lineage: Eukaryota; Dinophyceae; Prorocentrales; Prorocentraceae.
GACCAGGGCGCGGACGAGGUGAAGGUCGUGGAGGCCGCGGCGAAGGUGCUGGCCGCGGCACAGAGGAACGUCGUGCCGACGAGGGAGAAGAGCAGCGGAUUCCAGACGACGAUGACAGCGAGCUGCACGGAGGUGGACGACGAGAUCGACUACCACAUAUGGAUGCAGGUCUUGCCAAGCGCGUCGGUGAUCAGCGAGGGCGCCUACCUAUUGCUUCAGAGCUUGACAGGAGAUGCGUGGGACGCCUGCGAUGAGAUCAGUUUCGAGAGAAUGGACACCUCCGAGGCUUUCGAAGAGAUAUUCGACAAGCUGGAUGUGUUGUACAGGUACACACAAGAAGUCGAGCUACCAGGGAGAUGCGACGGGUUUUUCGGAGAGUUCUCGAGACAGCCAAAGGAGACGCUCAAUGCAUACGUGCUCAGGCACGGCAAGGAGUUGACUAAGCUACGCGAAGCUGGGCUCGAGCUACCGGACCUACUGGCAGGAUGGCAUAUGAUGACGAGAGCUGCGAUUCCACAAUGGCAAGUACCAAAUCUCAAGGCGCUGUGCAACAACCGGCUGACGGUGCAGGUGGUGACGGAGAGUCUGAAUACGAUGUUCGGAGGCAACAGUGUGGCGCACAAGAAGGACAUCGAUCGUGUGAGGAGCCUGUACCACGGAGCUGAAGUUGCCGAGGACGCCUACGCGGCGUACGCGGAGGCAAGAGCAAAGAUAAACGAGCUGGCGAAGUCUCGAGGGCUCUACCCCGUGGUGGCGCUGAUCGACGAGAGGUUCAAGCGGCGUCGUGACGGGGCACCAGCUAAGCACGAUGAAGACGCGAAGAUGCUGUGCGAGGUCAGAUUGGAGGAGACGACGACGGAGAUCACCAACAGCAUGGAGACGGCGCGCGAUCAGCUACUCGAGGAAGUGAACCUGGCUACGGGAAAAGGAGUUGGCGACAGUGGAGCUACAAAACCGGUCAUGGGACUCGACGAGUGGCCAAAGUGGCGUAAGAAGCUGACGGACAUGGGCACGUCCAGGCAGAUCAAGACGGAGAG